GCGACGGGCAAGAACGGCCGGCCGGGCGCGAGGAGGCAGGGGCUGCUUAGGGAGCGAGCGAGAAAGCGCGGGAGCGAGCGAGCGAGCGAACGUCCGUCCUUGCCUCUCUCUCCCGUUGAGGAGUCGCUCUCCCGCGCGCGGCUGUUUCGUGUGUGUUGUGUGUGUGUGUGUCGGCUCGCGCGGCAGUAGCAACGCUGCUGCCGCGCCGCCUAUCGCGGGUGGCGCUGUGGGUCGGAGGCAGGGAGGCGCUGAAGGGGGUCCCCCCCUCCCCGUUCUUCCAGGGGGCGAGGCAGGGGGUUUGGGGGCAGAGAGGUUAGGCGGGAGAAGCGAGCGAGCGGGUGACAGGGGUGGGUGGUGGUGGUAGAACCCUUGGGUGUCCUCUGUAGUUGGUCGUGAGGGGAAGGGGAGAAAACCCCAUCGAAAGGGUUUUCAGAGGGGCCUUUGUAAUUUUAUUUUAUUUUUUUAAUGUGGGGCCGAGCAGCGCCUUUUUGGACGGGAGUCUUAAUUGUGGGGUGCGCAUAAUCCCCCCCCAAUCAUUUAAGUCUUCUGAGGAACAGAGCUGAGCUUUAUUUCGGGGAGAGGGGUUUAGACAAGACACCUUAUGUGUGUGUAUGAGUCUCUGGAGUAAGAGACCCCCUCCCUCCCCACCUGCUUGUUUUAUUUUAUUUUAUUGGAGGGAGGGUUCCCCCCCCCCACUUUUCCGAGGGAUAAAAAAGCAAAUCUUAUCUCAGAGCCCAUUUAUUUGGGGAGAGGGGGGGGAUACAGCCAAAGAAGACCUUUGGGCAGAGAUCUUUCUGAAGGGCGUCUGUUUUUUGGGGGGUCCCCUGCUAUAAUGGGCAUCAUGGAAAACUCCUGAGGGAUCUCAUGGGUCCAUUCUGAAGGGCUGCCUGUUUGGAGUUAUCCUCGCAGAGUCCUUUGAAAAGAGAGAGAGAGAGAGAGAUACUUCCUUAUUUCUUUUGCAGGGGGAACCUGAUUUUGGGGUUGUUGUUUUCCCAGUUCUCUGUUUUCUUGCAAGGAGCUAGCUGGGAUGUAGAAGGGUUCCAGAGGCCUAGGCUUUUGCAAUUAAAGCCUGUGAUUCUCCCCAUUAUUAUAAGGUAGGCUUGUCCCCUGCACACACACACACACACACACACACACACACACACACACACACAUUCUACUUCCUGCUCCUGCUGCUGUUUUAUUGACCUCACACCAGGGAAAUGUCGGAGCUGAGGAGGAGAGGAGCUGGUGGAGAUCAUGAAACUGCAAACCUAAUUGACAAGGAUGUAGAUGGAGAAGAUAGAUUUGCGGAGCUAGACCUCAGGACUGAUUCAGACAUUCCUGAAGUUGUUCCACCAACAGACCGCACUCCAGAAAUUUUUAAGAAGGCCCUUUCUGGCUUGUCUUCCAGAUGGAAGAAUUGGUGGAUUCGUGGGAUUUUAACUUUAGCUAUGAUUACAGUUUUUUCGCUGGUUAUUUAUAUGGGAUCAUUUAUGCUGAUGCUUCUUGUCAUGAGCAUACAAGUAAAGUGUUUCCAUGAGAUCAUCACUAUAGGUUACAGAGUCUAUCGUUCUUAUGAGUUGCCGUGGUUUCGAACACUGAGCUGGUAUUUCUUGCUGUGUGUGAACUACUUCUUUUAUGGAGAGACUGUAGCAGAUUACUUUGCCACAUUUGUUCAAAGAAGAGAGCAACUUCAGUUCCUAAUUCGCUAUCACCGGUUUAUAUCUUUUACACUUUAUCUGGCAGGUUUCUGUUUGUUUGUAUUGAGCUUGGUGAAGAGGCACUAUCGCCUGCAAUUUUACAUGUUCGCAUGGACUCAUGUCACUUUGCUGAUCAUUGUAACACAAUCCCAUCUUGUCAUCCAAAAUCUGUUUGAAGGCAUGAUCUGGUUUCUUGUUCCUAUCUCAAGUGUUGUUUGCAAUGAUAUUGCUGCUUAUAUCUUUGGAUUCUUCUUUGGGAGAACUCCGUUAAUUAAGCUGUCUCCCAAAAAGACCUGGGAAGGCUUCAUUGGCGGUUUCUUUAGCACAGUUGUGUUUGGAUUCCUUGCUGCCACCCUUCUGGCUCAAUAUCAGUAUUUUGUCUGCCCCGUGGAAUACAACAGUGAAACCAACAGAUUUGUCACAGAGUGUGAACCAUCAGAACUAUUCCAGUUACAAAAGUACUCCAUACCACCUUUGCUUCAGGUUGUGCUGGGAAGGGAAACAGUGAAUUUGUGCCCGUUCCAGAUGCACAGCAUUGCUUUGUCAACAUUUGCAUCCUUAAUUGGACCAUUCGGAGGCUUCUUUGCUAGUGGAUUCAAAAGGGCUUUCAAAAUCAAGGAUUUUGCUGACACUAUUCCUGGCCAUGGCGGAAUAAUGGAUCGUUGUGACUGUCAGUAUUUGAUGUCUACAUUUGUUCACGUCUAUAUCACCAGUUUCAUAAGAGGCCCCAAUCCCAGCAAGCUCCUGCAACAGCUGUUGGUGCUUCAGCCAGAGCAGCAGUUAAAUGUCUACAAAACUCUGAAGACACAUCUCAUUGAAAAGGGGAUUCUUCAGCCAUCGCUGAGAGGUUAGGCAGACCAAACUGUGGACUACAAAGAGAAGUGCAGCUGGAAAUGCAGGUUUUGCUUACAUGAGCAUGACGUGUUGGACCGAAGUCAGACUUUGUGCCUGAAGAUAUGAAUGUCUGUUUACUAAGAUUACUGUGAAUAUCUAGGAGGCCAUGCAAGAUUUAAGUUCCUUCUAACUGCAUGUUUUUGCUGUCUAGUUUAGUUCUUUGGGUUGAUGAGAUGAGCCUUCUCCCUUGGUUCACAGCUACAGUUUUUUAAAAAUAACUAUUUUUAAACAACGGUGGGCACACUCCUUCUGGAGCAAGACUUCAACGAAUGAUUGGGAGUACGCAGUUCAUCAAAAUACAUUUUAGUGCAAUGAUAUUAACGACUCCAGCUCAAUUAAUGACACUUUGCCGUGCUGCAUUUUAGCUGACAGUAUCACUAAACUUUGACCAAAUGGGAUCUGUUUUAUCGUGUUGCAUCACUUCCCCAAAAUAGGAAAGGGGCUUGUAAUGGAGGAACCCUUACAGGAAAGGUGUGCCUGUAAAUGGAUGCCUGAGGUUGGUUUUGCUUUUAGUUAAAAAGCCUAAGUGGCCGGUGAAAAAUAAAAGUAAAGGAAUGGCUUCUUGUAAAAGGGAAAUGUUCUUUGGGAGGGUGGGGCUCUUCCUCAUAGCAUCCUAAAGACCAGUUUAAAGCACAAAAUGCCUACUUGAGUUGCAGGCCUCUUCUUUACCAGCAAACUCUGUCCAGGGCUUUGGGGUUGAAAUGACUGAUUAAGUCUCUGGAAUGUGCUCAUUUGUGCCUCCAAUGUUUGGACGUGUUAAAUAGAAACUCCCCCUUCCAUUAUGGUAAGUGCAAUACAAGUGCUAACUCAGCAAUAUUUUGAUCACUUUCGUAACAAUGUUAGUUAAGAGUCCUAUGCUGUGAGAUGAAUCUAGUGCUUCCACCGCUAAUGGAGUCUCCAGGGCAUUUAGUCAGUAACAGAGUUGGAGAUUACUUCUUCUUUCCCUGUGGGGAGGACCAGCACAGAUGUGCUCAAUAUGAUUUGCACUUUUGAGAUUCCUUACCGAACUCUGCAUGAAAUGUGACAUUUCUAAUAUUCAAGGCAUGAGUUGCUUUUUAAAUGCUUCUGUGUGGUUUCUUUUUAUCAUGUGAUAAUAAAAAAAAUAUUUUUAAAGCAAAUGAAAGUAAUAAACCUAAAGCACACGAAUGCCAAAAACAUGGUAUGGUGAGGACUGAUUAAAUAGGAUUUAAGGCAUUAGGAGUGUAAUCCUCAUGGAAGUUUCUUUCUACAGAAGUCUCACUGAAACAAAGGAUAUUUGCACAACAGCACAUCUAUUUCCAUUCAUUUCAGUGAGACUUGUGCAACAGAACCUUCUGGAGGAUUCUACCCUAUGAACUUGGUGUGAGUGAGUUUUCUUCUGCUGUGAGCUUUCAAGGUUACAUAUUUCUUGCCCUGCUUGGUGCUGCUUGACUAAACUGUGUAGUGAAACUCAACACGUGUUAUUAACGUCUGACUUCUAGAAAAAUGAAAUCCGUUUACAUCAUUGUACUACUUGAGUUCAUUGUGUGUUUUGGUUUUGGUUGGUAUAUAUAAAAUCAUUAUGAUAGGGUGACUGAACAAGGUGGAAACUUUUGAUUCUAUCAAAAUCAAUUAAACAUCAUCACCAGUAAUACCUAAAUACUUACAGGCUUCUUCUAAAAUUACCUUGGUGGUGCAGAAGUAGCUAUGCUUCUCCUGUGAAAACGUAAAUUGAAAAUAGCAUAGGAAAUGCAUAGGAAAUGCUGGUACUGUGGAAAAAGUUGGCCCACUGGGAACUGGAGCAAUAACUAGUGUGAGAAGGAGCUGUAUUGUAGGUUCCUACCUCUUACCCUGGGCCAUAUACACUAUGCACUAGCACCCAUGAUGCCGAGAUAACAUCAGAAGAGACCCUGUGUGGGCACCUGAGAUCCCAUGAACUCUUGCCAAGGCUUGGCAAGAAAGAGGGACGGGCGCUGGGCUUUUGUAACAGUAUGAAGAUAGAAGAGGUGGGCUUAAAAUGAUCACUUGGCAAGUUGUUGCUGCUUUCCCACGACACUUCAUCUUCUAAUUUUGCCGUAGGUAAAGGACACCACCUCCAGGAGGGUGGACUAAAUUCCUAAUUCUUAACCGACACUAUUUUGUGGCAGUUUGGUGCUGCGUACCAGUGGUAUCUUGAGAGGGCACUAGGAUACCACCAAGUGGGAUGUUCUGAAGCUAUUCCUGCUAUUCCCAAGGUGGGAACUGGUACACUAAUAAUCUGGAAGCACAUGCUGAAAGACACGCCUGCCAAAGGCAGUCUCCAAGCACACAUGCAAGUCCAGCUUUUAAUGCUUCAUCAAAGAACUUGGAUUGGUCCAAAUUGCUGUCUGGCACAUGUCUUGAAGAGAUGUAUUAUUGAGAGUGCAGCAUCCCAAGUCAAUUGCUAGAUCUGAUGCACGGAAGGUUACUGUGAUGCCUGGAGUGUUGGUAUGACUUAGCAGGCAUCUCUGUUCAACAUCCCAGCAGUUAGCGUUGGCCGGUCAGGACCAGAAUGAGAGGGCCCUGAGUCUGAAGAUCCUGAAACUAAGGCAGAGUACAUUUUGGAAAACCAUGCCUCCUUGGCCAGAAAAGAGCCAUAAACAUGAUGGUUGCCCUCUCCUGAUACACUGACUUGAACACUCAAGGGAGCAAAUGAAUGGGAGGGAAAGCAUAUAGCAAGCCCAGAGGCCAUGUCAAAUCGAGUCCGUGCAACCCACAAGCUAUGAAAACCUGGUAUACCACCACCUGAGUUGGUGGUUGACAUCAGACAUGAGUAAGUCUGUGUGUAGUUCCUGAACUGACAUAGAAUUUUCCUGAUGACUGCAUUGCUGAGCUGCCAUUUCCCUGGGCAUUGGGGUCUUGUCAACUCAGUCAGUCUGCAUCAGUGUAGACUCUGUAUACGUGCUCAGGUAUCAGAGCCAAGAUUAUUCUUCACCCAGGACAACAGAAAUGUUGCCAGUGUUGGAUGGAUUUGUGGUCAGGAUAGGCUAUAUUAUUUUUACAAUUUACCCUCCUGUUACACACACUGUUUUGUGUGUGAGCAGAACUUAAAAACAAUUAGUGUUUUAAAACACCAUUCCUUGCAGUAUUAAAGUGGAAACUUUUGGGAUUAGGCUGUAUAGCAGGCAUCCCCAAACUUCGGCCCUCCAGAUCUUUUGGACUACAAUUCCCAUCUUCCCUGACUACUAGUCCUGUUAGCUAGGGAUCAUGGGAGUUGUAGGCCAAAACAUCUGGAGGGCUGCAGUUUGGGGACACCUGAUGUAUAGCCUCUUUAUGUGGUAGCAGACUGGAUCAUUCCUUUCCCUCUUAAUUAAAAGAAUCAUGCAACAGACUGUAGACUUAGAAUUAAAAGUUGUGUUUACUUACAUAAGGUCUGAUUCAGCAAUAGCAGUAAUGAAAAACAAGGCAGACAUUUCUACCUAUAGAUUACAGAACACAUAGCUGAGUUAAAAAAUGGAGUCUCUGCUUGAGCAGAGAUCAGGUGACUGUCUUAGAAGCAUGGUGAAGAAUCAUAGAAUCAUAGAGUUGGAAGAGACCACAACGGCCAUCCAGUCCAACCCCCUGCCAAGCAGGAAACACCAUUAAAGCAUUCUUGACAUAUGGCUGUCAAGCCUCUGCUUAAAGACCUCCAAAGAUGGAGACUCCACCACACUCCUUGGUAGCAAAUUCCACUGCUGAACAGCUCUUACUGUCAGGAAGUUCUUCCUAAUGUUUAGGUGGAAUCUUCUUUCUUGUAGAAAGCACUGGUUAUUCCUCAUUUUCCCUUCUGAAAAGCACCACAACUAUAGAGAGAAUCUCUACAUCAGACACUUUUUGGGGGUAGAGAAAGAGGGAAGAAUGUCAUGUCUGUUGCCAGAUUUCACCAACAAGAGCAGCUAGAACUUGUUUCUUCAGUUGACAUGUGUCCUUUUGAAGCAGCGGAACCACACCAAAGUAUAAAAUCAAUCUUGUAUUAAAAAGCAGGGACAAAGGCCUGCCAUGAUUCACGCUACCACAUGAAAGACAAGCUUCCUAAAAUGUCAAUUUUUAUUUAAAAUAAAAAGUGUACCUAGCAAGAAUAGAAGCAGCAUUUCAAUGCAUCUUCUUGCUGACACCAGGAGUGCCAUUCUGAUUAAUUUAAAUUGACCUCAGAUUCAGCUUUUUCCCCUAAUGCAGAACUUGGAGAAUUGCCUGGGGAUAUUUUUUUCCUCCCAAAAGAGAUAUACACAGAGUAAUUUGGUGGUAAAUAGCAAGUAUUUAUUUGAAAUGAAAACAAAACAAAAAGUACCUGAACUAUUGCAUUUAAUCAUGUAUUGUAAUUGUGUUACUCUACCUUUUUGCAUUGGAGACAAAUAUACAAUAAACAUUCAAAUAUCACAGAUUGCACACUAGAUAGUAUUUCUUCUGGCCUUUUACAUAUCCACCAAAAAAACCCAGAAAUUGGAGUCCGCAAUAUAGUACAAAAUUCCACCCCUCCAGUCAUAGCCAGUUAUCUUCAAUUUACUCCAGUUGCUGUACAAAUAAAUGGCCAUUUACCUAGAGUUUACAAAUUAAUAACAGGACAAAAAAUAUACAUUGUACUGACACAAAAAGUCAGUUGUGUUAAGUCAUGCAACAAGUAACCAAACUUGCUGAAAUUAAAAAUAUUUUCUAAAAACAGUUUUAACUGCAUAAAUAUUUUUUAUACACAGUUCACUUACCAAAACAAAAAGGAGUCUUAAAUGAUACAAAAAAAGAGAGUUUCUACUGAUUUUUAUACACAAGAAAGUGCAAAAUAAUGUCUCUAAGGUGUUUUUGCUAUUGGACUGAUGGAUGAAGGGGGUGGAGUUAGCCACUCUCCACUUCCUAUGCGUGAACACUACAAUCGCACAUUACAAACAAAGGUAGAGCACGUGAAUGCAUUAAAAUGAGGAUCACAUCAAAGAACGAGGCAGGAGAAAAGAUGGGAGCGAUGGGACAGUGCAAUAAGCUAGUGGUGCUGCGCUGCUCAACGAAAUUAAAUGCAAAACCACAAAUUUGGGGAAACAGAGCUAUUCAGUCCAGAACGCUCUGAUAAGUCUAUGGAACUAUGCUAGACACUGUUUAGGUUAUUAGAGCAGCAGCUGCAGGGGGACUCUCGGGGCUCAGCUGGGCCAAGAAUCUAGCCAUUCACUCCAGUGGAGCUUGUGUAGGACUUCCAUGUCAGGUGCCACUAGAAUGAAUGGAGGUUACGCAAGUGCCUGUUUCGUGGUGCAGCUGAGCCCCCAUUUCCCCUUUUCACACAAACAGAAUACACAAACCUCUUCUAUCCAUCAUCUGGCUACACAAAUGAGUUCUGAAAAAAAUUCAUCCCCAAAAUACACUUAUUACGCAAGUUCGACGCAAUCAGCCACACAGAAGAAAAAAAAAAUCACCUUCCACCUGAGGAGUGGCAAAUGUAAAAA
Molecule: messenger RNA, 7954 nt
Organism: Zootoca vivipara (common lizard)
Lineage: Eukaryota; Metazoa; Chordata; Lepidosauria; Squamata; Lacertidae
Gene: CDS1
Product: CDP-diacylglycerol synthase 1
Cellular component (GO): endoplasmic reticulum membrane
Molecular function (GO): phosphatidate cytidylyltransferase activity
Source: RefSeq, a predicted model, not a curated record